Molecule: messenger RNA, 5328 nt
Organism: Schistosoma margrebowiei
Lineage: Eukaryota; Metazoa; Platyhelminthes; Trematoda; Strigeidida; Schistosomatidae
Source: the annotation of a GenBank genome assembly
GGCAAAUAGGUUCCCAUACUCUAGAAUUAGUUAUGUAAAUUUACAUAUAGAUAAUUUUCGAUUGUGAGUGUAUGAGAGAAAUAGGCAUAUUGAUCGUUCAGUUUAUAAACUUUAGUAGUUUUUAAUCAAACAAUCGGUUAAUAUUUUGUGACCGGUUUUAUAUUUUGACUGUUUUGUAUGGGAAUGGAUAGUACUGCAUCGGAAGUCGUCAAGAUAGAAACACCAAUGUCAAAUGACAGUGAAAAACUGUUCUCAAGUCAAAUACACUCAGAUUUUGGAUAUUACUUUAAUGAUGGAAAAAGAAAAAUUGAUUAUGUUUUGGUUUGGGAUGAACCAGUUAAUGAAACUAUGAUCAAUAAAGUGAAAAAAAUCAAUAGUAUUUAUCGAAAGACAUUUGAAGAUAAUUUGCAAACAAUUGGAGUACAAAUUGAGAAAGAGGAUGUCAAGAGCGAAAGCUUAAUGACUCAUUAUUUGAAGCUGCAUAUUCCUUGGGACUUAAUGUGCCAUCAUGCUGAGUGUCUAAACCUACGAGCUCCUCUUGAAGUGCAAAACACUAAAAUGAAGAACUGGUCUGAGAUUCUUUUGAAAACAAUUGGGAUUCCAUCUAUAAUGGCGCAAAAUGUUCCGAAUCCUCCACCUGAAUAUUAUACUUGUCCGUUUAAGAAAAGUAAACUAGAAAAAUUCAUUGGACAUGAUAAUCAAGAAUCAUAUUUCACUCCUACUCAGAGACACCAGGUAGCAUAUGAUAUUUUAGCUACUCAAGCAUAUGGGAGCCGUGAAAAGGCACAAGUUGGAAUCGAUCGUCUUCUACAAGAAGAGGUUUACAAUGCUGCGUACGCGAUUCAUGAGGGUCCAUAUGAAGUAGAUGAAGAGGAUUUAAAAAAUCCAGAAAAAAUGAAUCCACGUCAAAUUUUAUAUUGGUAUUGGGCAAGAUGGGGUUGUUGGUAUAGAUAUCAACCUCUAGAUCAUAUCAGAUAUUACUUUGGAGAAAAAAUUGGUUUCUAUUUCGCUUGGCUUGGUUUAUACACUGCAUGGUUAUUACCAGCUGCAUUGGUCGGAAUCUUUGUUUUCAUAUAUGGACUUGUCACUAUAAAUGAUUAUGUUCCUGUGAGAGAAGCUUGUGAACGAGAUACAGUUAUGUGUCCAACUUGUGAUAUCAGCCACGGGUGCCGAUAUUGGAAUUUACGAGAGUUAUGUUUCUACUUGAAAAUGUCCUACUUAUUCGACCAUCCUGGUUCUGUAUUCUACGCUAUUUUUAUGGUAAUUUGGGGUGUUACAUAUUUAGAGUAUUGGAAACGUAAAAAUGCUAAAUUAGCUCAUCGAUGGGAUGUGCUGGAUUAUGAAAUCGAAGAAGAACGACCGCGUCCACAAUACUCUGCCCACUGUACACAAUAUGCAAAAAAUCCCAUUACGGAUGUUCUUGAACCAUAUUUCCCUCCUCGUGCUCGUGUUGCUCGUAUUAUUGCUGGAUUGAUUUGUGUCAUGGUGAUGGUUAUGUUGGUAUUGGUAUUCAUAGUAGCUGUAAUUAUUUAUCGGUUUUUAAUAAAAAUUCCAUUAUUUCAAAAUAAACUACUUCGUUCCAAUGCAGAAAUAUAUGCAACACUUUCAGCAGCUAUUGUAAAUCUUAUUUUGAUUAUGUGUUUGGGGAAAGUGUAUGAAACAUUAGCCUAUAAAAUGACUCAAUGGGAGAUGCAUCGAACUCAAAGUGAAUUUGACAAUCAGCUGAUUUUUAAAGUUUUUCUAUUUCAAUUUGUCAAUUUCUAUUCAUCCAUAUUCUAUGUAGCAUUUUUCAAAGGACAAAUGGUUGGUUAUCCUGGUCAUUAUACAUCCUUUUUCGGCCUACGUAACGAAGCAUGCGAUAACGGUGGUUGUUUGAUUGAAUUAGCCCAACAAUUACUUGUUAUAAUGGUUGGGAAACAAAUCAUUAGUAAUUGUCAAGAAAUUCUGCUACCUAAACUACGUGCUUGGUUCCAUAAAUAUCGAAAGGGAUUAAAUAAGAGGAAUGUUGCUUCAACUAGUGAUCUGAGCUCAGCGCAUAUAUUUAUUGAAGACUAUAAAUUAAUACCAUAUGAAGGACUAUUUGAUGAAUAUCUUGAAAUGGUUCUUCAAUUCGGGUUCAUUACAAUCUUUGUGGCUGCCUUUCCACUAGCUCCAUUCUUUGCGUUACUUAACAAUUGGAUUGAAAUUCGUUUAGAUGCCAAAAAAUUAGUAUGUGAAACACGUAGACCAUUGGCGGAACGAGCACAAAAUAUAGGCGUUUGGUUUAGAAUAUUAGAAUUUCUUGUACGGUUGGCUGUAAUUUCAAAUGGCAUCUGCACCUGUAUUGAUCGACAGACUGCAUUUCAAAAAUCUGUAGAGGAAAAUAAUGCAUCUUAUUUUUGUAACCUUCGUGUGUUUAUCACGGAUGAAUUAAAUAAAAUUCGCUUAUUCGAGUAAAUGUUAAUCAUUCAGAAAAUGAUACUUUGUAUGUGUACUUUUCAAUCUAUUGUUGCAGGCCUUCAUCAUUGCAUUCAGGUCAAGUUUUCUUCCUGAACUUAUGUAUAAACAUGAAGUUAGAAGUGAUUUAGUAGGAUUUACUAAUUUUACUCUAGCGUGGGCUCCUCCGAAUACUACAUCACAACCAUGCAGGUAUAAAGCUUUUCGGGAUAAUAAUGGUGAAUAUUCGAUGUUUUUCUGGAGACUUUUGGCUCUCCGUCUGGCGUUCGUAAUCGUUUUCGAGCACGUGGCAUUUGUUUUGGCGAACGCUCUAGAUUUCUUCAUCCCAGAUGUUCCAAGUAGUUUGAAAGAACGUAUUCAACGAGAACGAUUCCUGGCAAAGCAAGCCCUUCUGGAUAUUAGUUUGGUAAAUUCACCUAUGAUCGAAAGUAUAUUUCUAUUUACUAUUAUUCAUCAUCGUUAUAUUGGAAAUGCUGGUGUAUAUUCUGGUUGAAGAAAUAAGUGUUUACUACUUCAACAUUAUUUUCCUAACAUCUGUUUGUCUUAAGAACCUGCAGCUUUCUCUUAAUUUGCUGUUUGAGCAUUUAGCUUUAGAUUUGGUUUACAUUAUGGGGUCAUUACUCAUUGCAAGAUCUAGCCAAAUAUCACAUUCACUAACUAACACUUCAACGUAUGAACUGGGUGAACCAAUACUCUCUUUUGGUAAUUCUUUCACUGAUCACAACUAACCAUCACCAGAUUUCUGACCAAGCGUAGGCACUGAACAAUAAAUAAAAUUGAACCACUUGUCAUUAUCAUAGCGAUGAUUUCGUUGUAUCCCGAUGAGUAGGAAAGUUGAGUUUCUGACGUUCCGUGGCUGAAUGUAAACCACUUCUUCAGAGUAAAUGAAUAACCGACAGAAAAAUUCUUGGUUAUUUAUUAUUAACUCUCUACCCAGUGUUCAAUUUAUUUAAACUAUCAAGUGCAACCACACUAUUGAUACCAUUUGUUGUAAUGUAACAAAAUUAUAAAUAUCACGCUACUUUUAUGCCAUAACGAAAAUAUUUCUCAUCAUAUAUGGUUCAUUUGAAAUUAUUUCCGUAUUUUGAUUAAAUUUCAACAUUGAUAUAGCUUUGACCAACAUUUUAGGCGGAUGCUCCAUAUUUGGUAGUUGUAUGUCUGAAUAUCAACGCUACCUUAAACAACUCUGUAUGUAAUAGCCAACUCUGUACUCUAUAAUUUCUAACUCCACAAAAGAACUAAUAUCUUCAGCUCUGCACCGCUUACAUUAAAUCAAGCAGGUGGAUAGAUUUACUUGAAUCAAGUACCUAAUCUCAAUGUUACUCACCUUCACUAUCUGUUCAUACAAACAAACCAUUAUUACACGUUUCGCAUCCUUAAACUCUGGGAUUGUUAGUUAGAUCACGAGCAGUGACAGAUGUAUCAUUUAGGAUAAAAUCGACUGAUAUGAGUAUAGCAUGGACUCAAAUCAUCAAAGCUAAAGUGGGUAGGUCUAUGAAGAUGCCACACUGAAUCAAUAUCAAUCUGUUUAUUCUCAGACUUCAGCUCACAGAUUCACUAAACUAAAAAUUAUAUCAUAUCCAGAUUCAAUAAAAAAGUUCUGUAUGGGCUGGAGCGUCAGCAGGUAAAAUUUCCGUCCUGAUUUACAAGUCAGCGUAUUCUGUUCAGCGGAAAUGCAUCAUAACUUUAUCAAUCUUUCUACAAGUCUAGACUUUUAAUUGUUUAUUUAAUUCACUAAUAAAUUUGUCUACUUAGUACUUUUUACUCAUAGUUUAUUUACAUAAAUGUUUCUUUGUUUCUAAAUUCCAUUUAUUAGAUGUCGAGUAAGUGAACCUUCAUUGUUAUGCAAAAAUAGGGAUAGAUGAUGGUAGAAAAGAGGGAAAUGAAUUUUUUGUAAAAACACGUAGUUAGUGUUCAAUAUUUGAUAUUUAAUCUACUCAAACAAACAUCAGUUUCUUCUAAACCAACAUUUUAGACGAUUAUUUAGAUGGAUUUAUUUCGUUUAGUGAUUCUUGCCAACAACCAUCUAAACAACUAACAAGGAAACAGGUUCGAAACUGAACUUUUAUUAUUCAUUUAUUCUAAGAUGAAGUCAUUCAAAAGACAGCUUAUAGCUAUAAAGAUGCGGGAUCUCAUUAACCUACCUUAAGAUAUCAUGUGGUAUGAAUUUCUCUGAUAUUUUCGUUAUCUACAGUAAACGAUUUGUGAAAGAAGCACUCGUUUCACUAUUUGAUAUUGUAUCAAAUAUGCACACUUUUCAAAGAAUUCCAAGCUAAAUAUCAACUCAGAUAGUCACAAAAUGAAUCGUUGUUCAGGAUCUUGAAAUUUCUUUCCAAACUACCACAUUUUCUACUCUUGUUUUGUUAUUGUUGUAGGAAUCAAGACAACCGGAAACUAAAAAGGAUGUAAGUGAUUGAUCAAUUAAUGAACAAACAUAUGACACACUAGCCGGAAAGUUUAAUUUAAAAAAAGAAAAGAAAACAAUAUUCAUAAAAUAUCUUCAAUUUUGUCAUAAAAAUUCUUGGUUUGUUAUCUUCCUUAGUUUUUGAAAGAUCUAUACAAAAGUAUAUCAAUCCGUCUCGAAUAAAUUUCAUAUUUUUGUGAUAAACUUUUCAAUCGGAACAUGAUAUCUAUUUUUUUCUGUUGAAGACAUACAAAAAUCAAUUUAUAGAUUGUAAAUUUGUGUAUAUCAGAUACAUACAAGUUAAUUGCAAUAUUCAUCUAUUAUUUGUAAAUUGAAUUACAUUACUGUAUUUUAUCUAAAGAUAAUAUUGUUAAUUAAUUGGUUUACUAAUAAUGGAAUAACUAUAAAUUAUCAGGAUAAUGUAUCACUCUUUAUCACUUCUUUGUAUAUUAAAUUAUGUAACUGACAAUUCAGUACUGUUAGACAGC